This is a messenger RNA of Penicillium argentinense, 315 nucleotides long. RefSeq lists its product as uncharacterized. The record is from RefSeq and is a predicted model, not a curated record. The transcript has a single exon. NCBI's taxonomy places the organism in Eukaryota, Fungi, Ascomycota, Eurotiomycetes, Eurotiales, Aspergillaceae. Bases 1 to 315 code for a protein of 104 amino acids.
AUGGGCGCCACUGCCGCAGCAAUCUCGAAGCACACUCUUCUUAUGCAUUGCGUGAACAAACAAAUGGACAAAGCGAAUGUCGAGCACAAGCUCAGCCCGAGUGAUCUUGCCAAGAUGAAGCGCGUUUUGGACAAAAAAAUCUUGCAAAUGUCCUUUGAAAAACCCACGAAUAGCGAGACGAGAAAGCGACCGAGCGCAGCGUCAAUGUCCCGUAUGGCCAUUCCAGGGGUGCCACACGAGACGAUCGAUAAGAUGUUGGAGUCAGUCGGCAAGUCGAGUGCGCAUUGUGCGAAUGAGAUGCUGGAGGAGUCUUGA